UCCAUACGUUACUGGAGUACCGUACAUUUUGACCUUUUGAACCCUUCUGUACACCAUACAAUUGAUGCGAACGCACGCGUUAGUGAAUUCAUUUCUAGUUCAGUACUGUCGGCGCUUUGUUCACAAUGGAUUUAACCUGGAUUUUUACUUCGCUUCUGUGCGUUCUGACGGUGGACUGGUCUCAGGCCGCAUGCGACCAGAGCACUUUGACGAGUGAAGCGACGCAGAACUGUGUAAUGGGUUUCGCCAGCUAUAUCAGCCAGGCAUCGAGUUCCAUGUCGGAUCCCAGUCAGAUGGCCACCGUCUUCUGUUCGGCGGAGGGACAGAGCGCAAUCGCGUGCAUGUUUCCCCUAAUGGAGCAGUGUCCGGAACUCAUGGCGAACAUGGGAGAUGGGGCGAUGGUGAUGCCCUCUCAAGCGGAACUUCAAAUGGCCUGUUCUCAGAUUGAUCCUUCAGGCCCUUGCAUGACAGCGAUGACGUGCCUAUCCAGCGCUUCUCAGGCGACCAGCACGGUUAUUGACGAAGUUUUUAGACCAGCUAACAACCUGACCUACCUCCCCCCUCUUAUGGGAAUGUCCUGCAGUCAGAUGAAGGAGCAGUUCAACUGUAUAACACCUGAAGUGGAGGAACAGUGUGAAGCUAUCCCUAACCAGAUCAAGCAAAUGAUCACCUUAAUCAACGGCGAAUUGCCUGAUGGUAUCGUCUAUCCCGAGUACGACGUAUUGAAAACGUUCAUCAGCACCGGAUGCACAGAAGUCCCUGAAGACAUGGCUACCAACAAGUGCGUACAUGACAAGUUUGAGUCGGCUGCAUUUACGGAGUGUAUGUCAAAAGUGAAAACCGACUUCAAAACUCCAAUGGAAAUGAAGGGCUGCGGAGCCACGGAUGCCCGGCUCAUGUGCCUCAAAGAAUCUGUUGAGACAUGUGGCAAGAGGUAUUACACCGCCCUGGCCACCAAAGGAGACCACUUUCUCACGAUGAAUCUCUUCACGUGUGACCGUUCCACGAGCGCCGCCCCGGUCGCCCGACUGUCUGCCGCUGCUUGGCUUGUAGCUGUAGUUGCUGCCCUUCUAUUGUAGACUCAUUGGUUCAUUUUGAUCUUUGAAUGAAAAAUUGUUUCCGUUCUAAUACAGCUUUGAAAUCUAGCUAAAGCACCAUGGUCUAUAACAUUUAGGGCGAUAUGGUCUGAAAUGGAUGGUACAGAUUUGCAUUUAGGUCGUUUUGCCUACUUGAGUCUAUGGAUAUGACUCUUAUAUGACUCGUAUACUCUUUCGGACACUUGUUCAGGAUGGGACAAUUAUAGUUUGAAGCUACAUUCAUUUUGUAUGGAGUCUACAAUACGAUAUUUAUAUUUCAUAAACAUUGACGUGAUUUCAACAUGUAUACCGGAGGUGAUGAAACCCUAAUGUUCUGUAACAAUCUGCGAAAUGGAAGCAUAACCAUUAUAAGUGGCAUUACCUUGAUGUCACAGUUAAAAAGUUCAUAUUAUUUUUUUAAAUAUCUACUUGACUCUAUUGCACAUAAAGUGCUUAUCACGAGAUUAUCAUUGUUUUUAGAUUAUUUUUUAUUUUUUCACAGGAACAUCUAAAGCUAUAUGUUGUUUAUGGAGAUUUGGUAUUCACGGUUUUAUAAAGAGCUUGUCAAAAUAUAAGCCUUAGUAUUGUAGUGUUGUUUCUUGAAAAAAGAAAUGUUUUGUAAAGAAA
Molecule: messenger RNA, 1703 nt
Organism: Mya arenaria
Lineage: Eukaryota; Metazoa; Mollusca; Bivalvia; Myida; Myidae
Exons: 7
Coding region: 126-1079 (317 amino acids)
Source: RefSeq, a predicted model, not a curated record